Molecule: messenger RNA, 1856 nt
Organism: Dipodomys spectabilis (banner-tailed kangaroo rat)
Lineage: Eukaryota; Metazoa; Chordata; Mammalia; Rodentia; Heteromyidae
Gene: Bag1
Product: BAG cochaperone 1
Exons: 8
Coding region: 1-1596 (531 amino acids)
Biological process (GO): protein stabilization
Cellular component (GO): membrane; cytoplasm; cytosol
Molecular function (GO): protein-folding chaperone binding; adenyl-nucleotide exchange factor activity
Source: RefSeq, a predicted model, not a curated record
AUGCGCAAGCGCACUGAGCUCGCUCUAGUUUCCUCAUCCUUCUUUGCCGGGUUUUCAGCUCCGCCUUCCGGGGGAAACUGGCGCAAGGCACUGGGAGGGGCAGAAAGAGGGUCUGACGAAGGCGGGGCCUUGGCGGCGGCAGAGAUUGCCGGGCGCUCAGCUGCCAUCGCUGAGCGGUCAACAAGCGCGGGCCUGGCGGAGCGGGGCGGCGCGCGGAGGCCGCGAGGCGACCGGGAGCGGCUGGGCCCCCGGCGGCGCGGUCCUCGGUCUGGCCGGGAGUCGCGCCAGUCGGAACGCCCAGGCGAGCGCCGCCAGCCUCCCUCUCAGCGUCCCUCCUUGCGGAGUGCAACCAGCGGGCAUGAGCGAUCCACCAGAGGCUCCGCCACCGGCUCCGGUAGGCCGCGGGUAAAGAAGAAAGGCCGUCCUCGCUCGACCCGGAGCGAGAAGGGGACCCGGCGCAAAGAGACGACCCAGGCCGACGAGGCGGCCCAGGGCAAGCAGGCAACCCGGGGCAAGCAGGCGUCCCGGAGCAAGGACAAGGAGGUGACCACGGCGGAGGAGGUGGCCGGGACCAAGGAGGUGGCCGGGACCAAGGAGGUGGCCGGGACCAAGGAGGUGGCCGAGACUGAGGAAGUAGCCGGGAUCGAGGAGCUGCCCAAAGCUGAGGAGGUGGCCCGGGUCGAGGAGGUGGCCCGGAUCAGAGAAGUGGUCCGGACCAGAGAGGUACCCCGAACCAGAGAGGUGCCGCGGAUAAGAGAGGUGCCCCGGGCCCGACAGCUGAUCUACACGGCGGAAGUGAUCCUGCCCGCCGAUGUGCCCCAGACCGCGCAGCUGACCCAGGCCCCGGAGGUGACCCAGGCCACGGUGGUGACCCAGCCCGAGGAGGUAACCCAGCCCUGGGAGUUGACCACCGCCAAGUUGACCCGGAGCGAGUACAUGAUUCCAAUCGAGGUGGCGACCCAGACCGAGGACAUGGCAGCAAGCGGGCUCAACGUGACCGUCACCCACAGCAAUGAGAAGCACGAUCUUUAUGUUAUCCCGCAGCAGGGAAGCCUUGAACCAGUUGUCCAAGACCUGGCCCAGGUUGUUGAAGAGGCCACAGGUGUUCCACAGCCUUUUCAGAAGCUUAUAUUUAAGGGGAAAUCUUUGAAGGAAAUGGACUCACCUUUGUCAGCACUUGGAAUACAAAAUGGUUGCCGGGUUAUGUUAAUUGGGGAAAAGAAUAACCCAGAAGAAAAGGCUGAACUAAAGAAAUUGAAACAUUUGGAGAAGUCUGUGGAGAAGAUAGCUGACCACCUGGAAGAGUUGAAUAAAGAAUUUACUGGAAUCCAGCAGGGUUUUCUGGCUAAGGAUUUACAAGCCGAAGCUCUCUAUAAACUUGACAGGAGAGUAAAGGGCACAAUUGAGCAGUUUAUGAGGAUCUUGGAGGAGAUUGACACAAUGAUCCUACCAGAAAAUUUUAAAGACAGUAGGUUAAAAAGGAAAGGCUUGGUGAAAAAGGUUCAGGCAUUCCUAGCUGAGUGUGACACGGUGGAGCAGAACAUCUGCCAGGAGACCGAACGGCUACAGUCUACAAACUUGGCCCUUGCUGAGUGAGGUACAGUGGAGAAAGGCUGUACUGUUCUGAAUUGCAGCACCACCGCUCUGGAACAGAAGUUGCCUGUUUUCUCCAGGGCUGCCAGAGUCAUCUAGUCAAUUGCCAAUUUUCCUACUCCUACACGGGUUCUCAAUGAAAAUGUACUGUCUUUGCAAUCUAAAGUAGAGUUGCUUGUCUGUUUUCUCAUUUUGUGUCCGGGUGGCUGUACAAUCCAGCAGCUGCCUUUUCUAGACUUGCCCUCCUCGCCCAUGUUUUAUCA